Aedes albopictus (Asian tiger mosquito) is the source of this 2892-nucleotide messenger RNA. RefSeq lists its product as uncharacterized. The record is from RefSeq and is a predicted model, not a curated record. The transcript is spliced from 6 exons. NCBI's taxonomy places the organism in Eukaryota, Metazoa, Arthropoda, Insecta, Diptera, Culicidae. Bases 85 to 1710 code for a protein of 541 amino acids. Gene Ontology annotation, molecular function: DNA binding.
CCGUUUUACAAAAAAUCGUACGCUCUGAGUCUUUAGCAGUGAAAACUAGUAUAAAAUCAACGAAAAAGGCCGGAAAACAGGAAAAUGCCACCGAAGAGAUAUAAACAGAUUAGUGAAUCAACAAAUAUGCGUAAAAAAAAGCUGCGUGAAGACCAAAAUGCCAUCAAAGCUGGCAAAAUGGCCGCUCAGCAUUCGAAUACCGCCGAUUUGAGAGCAUUACUUCAAGCAACACCGGAGCAGCUUGGAGAUACCUACGAUCCAACUGGAUAUGCCUAUGUCAACGUUGGGGAAGGCUCUUGUGCUGAUUCGCUUCAAACAGAAGAUCCUCUCGGCUCACAGGAAAAAACAUCCGCUAAAGGUACGUUCCUUCAUACAUUGAACCUUCAUGCCAAUGGAACUCAAAGCAUCAUCACCAAUAUGGUCGAAGGCGGAGCAGAAGAAGUACAGGGCAGUGCUUUUCUGAGCGGCCUCUCGGUGGACUACCUCGACGAAACGGUCGGGUGCGGAGAAAUCGAACCUACCGACGAACCUAGUGAAACAUGUCCAAACAAAGGUGGAAAUGCUACAGCAGCCGCAGAAUCAACGAACUUGGUUGCGCAACGUUUGAGCAUUACCGAAUUACGACAAAUGCUGCAAGCCGCACUCAAGCAUGAAGAGACAUCUUUAAAUGUACCCGAUAGUCCCAAGAUCAUCAGCUCUACAGCAAACGUUGCUGUCACAACUUUGGUUGCAGUUGAAAAUCCCAAACAUGGUGAUCACCUAGGCGAAAUCUCAGGAGAUCCGAACAAUUAUACCAAAGGCUCCGAAAAAAGCGGAAUUGAUUUUGAGGCCUGCACACCUCAGCUUGAAGCCAAGAUGAAUAGAACUGAGAUCCACAUUCAAACGCAAGACCCUCAUCCAUCAACAUCCAAUAUCUUAGAAAUUGAGCGGCCUCAUUCACAGGAAAACCACGCUAUGGACAUCGAGAUGGACAUUGAAGAACACCUCUGUGAGGAACUAUCACUUCAACACGAUGAUAACCGCGAAUCUCAUGUUGAUUACGAGGAAGUCCCCCCAGCUUACGAGGGAGAUUGGGUAAUUAAGUACAGAAAUUUGGAACAUAAGUACAUGGAGCUUCUGCAAAGACAUAAAAAGUGUAAGCAAAGGUACUCGAAGCUAGAAAAUGACAAACUGUCGUCUGACGACUACGCUCUCCGUGUCGGAAAGGAGUUAAUGCAGUUGAAAGACAAACAACAUAUGCCCCAGACGAGAUUUACGGUAGUCGACGAUAUCAACAUAACGGUUGAGGAACUGGACGAAUUCAACGCCCGUGCAGAUACGGACAGUAUGUUCGUAGGCUUGCUGGCGACGCGGUUGGUUGGAUCGGACGCGCUUGCAAAAAUGAGUGUGACGGGUCAGGUCAGUCACAGAUUCGGAAAACUGAAAAAUCCAGAUGGCACCCCAAAAUAUCCAGCUGCAGAGCGACUGGAUCCACUGAUUCUUGAAUUUAUUGGCAAUAAAGUUGCUGAACGCACGGCGAUCAAAGUUGGAUGCCAAAAUAUUCCUACUAUCAGAAAGAGGUCGGAUAUAGCGUUGGUUAAGCGAUAUAUUGCCCAGAAAAUCGCCAACCUUCGAAAGGCUGCACAAGUUCGAAAUGCCAGAGCUGGAACUGGCCCACUGAUGGUAGCACUACCUCCCACCGCCGCUGAUGCUGCUCUUCACCACUGCUAACGCCACUCCACCCUCGCCGCAGACGUCACUCCUAACCGUCGCUGUUAUUGAUCUUUUUUGUUUUCUUUAAACGGAAUAAUUUUAAUUUGUAUUUACUGACGCGUUAGCGUCGAAUUCGUUACGGAAACGCUGUUUUUAUCAUUUAUCAUUUCUAUUUUUUUAUAAGUAGAUUGUUUCGCGUUAUUGCCGCCAUACGCCUUAAUCACAAAAUGCUCGACAUUGCUAUUAUUUUGCCAUUCAUGCAAUAAGUACAAUACAUCGUUCGCUAUACGCCUUUAUCAAAAUGCUCGGCAUGUAGGCUAUUGUUUGUUGUUAAAUCAAUUAGUUUAAUGUUUCGUUUAAUUACAUAAGUUUAAAAAAAAUCUACGAAACAGUUGAUUAAAUGUGUAUUAUACAAAUCUGAAUCAUGGGUUUAUUUUUUCUUAUUGGAAAUCAUUGCUCAACUGUUUUCGAAACACAUACUUAUGACGGUUCCCGAUUAAUUUAGCACAUUAGUGCAUAAAAAGUCAUUAUUUUAGUUAGGUUCAACCUAGGAAUUAAUAUUAUAGGUGCUGUUGAGAACUGAAAUUUUUGACAAGCGAAAUUCGAUUAUUCUUACAAUCCAUACGUAGUGUAAUGAUCGGCUGUCCAGCGAUCUGCCCUAGAAAUUAAAGGGUUGUCGAUUUUCGCGUGUCCAAUUUUUCUGUUUUUAAUCACACCAAUAAUAUUCUAGUGGCAUUGGAAGAACUAAACGAUACAGGAUAUUGUUAUGCAACAAUACACAAACGAUACGGUAUGUUGUUUGUUAUUAGGUAUUUUACAAUAAAUUAACAAUUACAUUUGAAGUUAAAAUUGUCUGAUAAAUCUAUUGUUCAACUGAUUCGCAACAAUAUGCAUUAAACUUCUCCUUGCGGAAAAUGAAUUAUAAACCUACAGUGUGGUAUAUUGUUUCGCGAAAAUUUUGUUCCGAAAAAAUGCUGAUUUUUUAUUGUAACCUAACUUAACCGCCUAUUCGCCAUAUUGUGAAUAGGGCCAUUACAACUUGCCAAAUGGUAUGCAACAAUAUUGUAACACUACCACAUAAUGUGAUGUCGGAUAACAUGUGAAAUUGUACAAGCAAAGUUCCAAGUUGUUAUGGAUAACAUGUGAGGUAGUAAGCUUACAGUUCCCAGCUAUGCGGGUUGUGGAUAUCUUUGCGGGGGA